GUCAGACUUCCUGUCCGCAAGACCUACGCGUGCGGGGCGGACCCCUCCCCCGCCCUCCCCCCCACAAUAACUGGACGCCUGGGUCCCUCCGUGCCGCGUCCUUCCGGGCUCCCCCCAUCGGAUUAUGUCUCGGAUCGAAUCCCUCACGCGAGCGCGGAUUGACCGGAGCAAAGAGCUGGCGAUCAAGACCCGGGAAAAGGAGAAGAUGAAGGAAGCCAAGGAUGCCCGCUAUACCAACGGGCACCUCUUCACCACCAUCUCAGUUUCGGGCAUGACCAUGUGCUAUGCCUGUAACAAGAGCAUCACGGCCAAGGAAGCCCUCAUCUGCCCAACCUGCAAUGUGACUAUCCACAACCGCUGUAAAGACACCCUCGCCAACUGUACCAAGGUCAAGCAGAAGCAACAGAAAGCUGCCUUGCUGAAGAACAACACUGCCUUGCAGUCUGUCUCACUUCGCUGUAAGACAACAACCCGGGAGCGGCCUACCUCUGCUAUCUACCCCUCCGACAGCUUCCGGCAGUCCCUCCUUGGCUCCCGCCGUGGCCGCUCCUCCUUGUCUUUAUCCAAGAGUGUUUCUACCACCAACAUUGCUGGACAUUUCAAUGAUGAAUCCCCCCUGGGCCUGCGCCGGAUCCUCUCACAGUCCACAGACUCCCUCAACAUGCGGAACAGAACCCUGUCGGUGGAGUCCCUCAUUGAUGAAGAGGUGAUCUACAAUGAGCUAAUGAGUGACUUUGAGAUGGAUGAGAAGGACUUUGCGGCUGACUCCUGGAGCCUUGCUGUGGAUAGUAGCUUCCUGCAGCAGCACAAAAAGGAGGUGAUGAAGCAGCAGGAUGUCAUCUAUGAGCUAAUCCAGACGGAGCUACACCAUGUACGGACGCUGAAGAUCAUGACCCGCCUCUUCCGCACGGGGAUGCUGGAAGAGCUGCAGCUGGAGCCAGGCGUGGUCCAGGGCUUGUUCCCCUGUGUGGAUGAGCUCAGUGACAUCCACACACGCUUCCUCAGCCAGCUGAUAGAACGCCGCCGGCAAGCUCUGUGCCCUGGCAGCACCCGGAACUUUGUCAUCCAUCGCUUGGGAGACCUGCUCAUUAGUCAGUUCUCAGGCUCCAGCGCAGAGCAGAUGCGUAAGACCUACUCAGAGUUCUGCAGCCGCCACACCAAGGCCUUAAAACUCUAUAAGGAGCUGUAUGCACGAGACAAACGCUUCCAGCAGUUCAUCCGGAAGGUGACUCGCUCGGCCGUGCUGAAGCGGCAUGGGGUACAAGAGUGCAUCCUGCUGGUGACUCAACGCAUCACCAAGUACCCGGUGCUCAUCAACCGGAUCCUGCAGCAUUCCCAUGGGAUUGAGGAGGAGCGCCAGGAUCUGACGACAGCACUGGGGCUGGUGAAGGAGUUGCUGUCCAAUGUGGACCAGGAUGUGCAUGAGCUGGAGAAGGGGGCCCGCCUGCAGGAGAUCUACAACCGCAUGGAUCCCCGUGCCCAGGCCCCAGUGCCUGGCAAGGGUCCCUUUGGCCGAGAGGAGCUUCUGCGGCGCAAGCUCCUCCAUGAUGGCUGCCUGCUGUGGAAAACGGCAACCGGGCGCUUCAAAGAUGUGCUGAUGCUGCUGAUGACAGAUGUGCUAGUGUUUCUCCAAGAGAAGGACCAGAAGUACAUCUUUCCUGCCCUGGACAAGCCCUCGGUGGUCUCACUGCAGAAUCUAAUCGUCCGUGACAUCGCCAACCAGGAGAAAGGGAUGUUUCUGAUCAGCGCAGCCCCGCCUGAGAUGUAUGAGGUCCACACAGCAUCCCGUGAUGACCGGAGCACCUGGAUCCGCGUCAUUCAGCAGAGUGUGCGCGUAUGCCCAUCCAGGGAGGACUUCCCCCUGAUUGAGACAGAGGAUGAGGCUUACCUGCGGCGAAUCAAGAUGGAGCUGCAGCAGAAAGAUCGGGCAUUGGUGGAGCUGCUGCAAGAGAAGGUCGGGCUGUUUGCUGAGAUGACCCAUUUCCAGGCUGAAGAGGAUGGCAGCAGUGGGAUGCCCCUGCCCACUCUGCCCAGGGGCCUUUUCCGCUCCGAGUCCCUGGAGUCCCCUCGUGGAGAGCGACUACUGCAGGAUGCUAUCCGUGAAGUGGAAGGCCUGAAAGACCUGCUAGUGGGGCCUGGAGUAGAGCUUCUCUCGACACCCCGGGAACCAGCCCUGCCCAUGGAACCAGACAGCAGUGGUAACACGAGUCCUGGGGUCACUGCCAAUGGCGAGGCCAGAACCUUCAAUGGCUCCAUUGAGCUCUGCAGAGCUGACUCAGACUCCAGCCAGAAGGAUCGAAAUGGAAAUCAGCUGAGAUCUCCUCAGGAGGAGGUGUUACAGCGAUUGGUUAAUCUCUAUGGACUUCUGCAUGGCCUACAGGCGGCUGUGGCUCAGCAGGACACUUUGAUGGAAGCCCGGUUCCCUGAGGGCCCUGAGCGGCGGGAGAAGCUAUCCAGAGCCAACUCUCGGGAUGGGGAGGCUGGCAGAGCUGGGGCUGCUCCUGUUGCUCCUGAAAAGCAGGCCACAGAACUGGCAUUACUGCAGCGGCAACAUGCACUGCUGCAGGAGGAGCUGCGUCGCUGCCGGCGGUUAGGCGAGGAGCGGGCGACAGAGGCUGGCAGUCUAGAAGCCCGGCUCCGGGAGAGUGAGCAGGCGCGGGCUGUGCUGGAGCGGGAGGCUGAAGAGGCCCGCAGACAUCUGGCUGCCUUGGGCCAGACGGAACCACUCCCAGCUGAGGCCCCCUGGGCCCGCAGGUCUCUGGAUCCUCGGCGGCGUAGCCUUCCUGCAGGGGAUGCCCUAUACUUAAGCUUCACUCCCCCACAGCCCAGCCGAGGCCACGACCGCCUCGAUCUGCCUGUGACUAUUCGCUCCAUCCAUCGGCCCUUUGAGGACCGAGAGAGGCAGGAGCUGGGCAGUCCUGAGGAACGGCUGCAAGACAGCAGUGACCCCGACACCGGCAGCGAAGAGGAAGGUAGCAGCCGCCUGUCUCCACCCCAUAGUCCACGAGAUUUCACCCGAAUGCAGGACAUCCCAGAGGAGACAGAGAGCCGCGACGGGGAGCCUAUAGCAUCGGAGAGUUAAGGGGGCCCUUCCCCCUGCCCUGUGCCCCCAUGAAGAACAUUACGGAGGGGGCCAAACCUUGGGAACUCCAAUCUGCCAAUGGUGAGGGAGCAUUUGAAAAAACUGCUCAUUGUCCUUGCCAGCUCUUGGGAUCCUUGGAUACCUGGGGCCAUUUAGGAAGCUGGGGGAGUUAGGCCACAGUGCCCCCUGGUGGCAUCCAAAAGCAACACCACAGAUGCCAAUUUUUCAUGCCUUCCUCCCCUACUUUAGGAAAAUUUAUUUAUUUAUUAUUAGUUAUGGGGGGGGGAGGGGAGAUUUAAAGGACCAGGGACAUGGGAACCAAGCCAUAGGGAUCAGGAGGCCUUGUCCUUUAACACUACUGGGGUAUAUUUGGGCAUAACCAUGCAGCUGCUGUGUUCUAGCCCUAACAUCCCUCCCCACAAACAGCACAUAUCUAUGAGGGGAGGCUGCAGCUACAGGACGCUACUGCCCCUUUAAGAAGGGCUGUGGGCAGGGCCAUGCCCCUCCCCUGUCUCCCCUCAACCUCUUACUGCUGUUCUUUCUCUCCAUCUUCUGUGGAAACUCCAGGGAGAUAACCUGGCUUCCUAGACUUGAUGGAAUAGAGGUUGGGGUGGCCAUAAUGGUUUGCUGGGGCAGGGGUUGAGGAGAUAACCCCACAGGGACCAGAAUGUUUUGCUUUUUUUCUUUUUUGUACCAAAGCCAACUGCACGUGUUUUAUAUUUUUAAGAGAAGAUUGUAGGCAAUUAGAGGUCACAGCCUUCUAUCUCCACAUCUGAAGAACUUAAGGGGUAGGGGGAACAAUGUCUUCUCUCAUUUACAGUAAUGGGGGGGGUGCCUAUUCUUAUCUCUUCCCCAGAAAAAGAAGUUCUAGGGUGGGUUGGGAAAUCUCUACAAACCCUAACCUCACCCCUCACUUCAACAACAAUGACCUGAAACCUCAGUGUGAAUUUUGGGGGGUUUUCAACAGACCCCUAUUGCCCACCAGUCCCAGCCAUUUUUCUGCCAAUUUAAUUGUACAAAAAAAAAGGAAAAAAAAAAGACCAAGCAGGGAAAAUUAAAGACCUGGAACCCCAUGAGGUGCUGUCU
Orycteropus afer afer is the source of this 4168-nucleotide messenger RNA. The record is from RefSeq and is a predicted model, not a curated record. NCBI's taxonomy places the organism in Eukaryota, Metazoa, Chordata, Mammalia, Tubulidentata, Orycteropodidae.